AUGCAAAUUGUUUCUUUGAGCAAGUUGGCCAUACUAGGCCUAGCCGGCCUGGCAAUUGCCCACCCUGGCGUCCAUGAGCCCAGCUCCAUGUCGCAUUCCGCGAAGAGAAGCUUCCUCAACAACGCGAAGCGUUCCCUCAGCAAAUGCAGCAGCCAUUUGGAACGCCGUGGAAUCAACGACCGGAUCCAGGCUCGCCGUGCCUCCGCGUACGAGAUGUACCGCAAGCGCAGCAUCGAUGCUCGCGAUUACAACCCUUCCGUGAACACCUCGCACCACUCUACCCUCGAUGUGACCUCCCAAACCACGGAGCAGGAGCUGUUCGCCAAGAACCCUGUGUGCAUUCUCUCCCCCGAAGGAGAAAUCGGACCCUUCUGGGUGAAGGGUGAACUGGUCCGGUCUGAUGUCCGCGACGGCGAGGCCGGUAUCCCGAUCAUUAUGGACGGCCAGUUCAUCGACAUUGAGACCUGCGAGCCCAUCAAGGAUCUCUACUGGGACGUGUGGAACUGCAACUCCACCGGUGUCUACUCCGGCGUCCAGAGCUCCAUGAAUGGCAAUGGCAACGAUGACUCCAACCUCGACAAGACCUUCUUGCGUGGUGUCCAGAAGACCGAUGCCGACGGUGUCGCGCAAUUCCAGUCCAUGUUCCCCGGUCACUACUCCGGCAGAACCACCCACGUCCACGUCGUCGCCCACGUCGGUGCCACCCAAUUGCAGAACAACACCAUCACCGGUGGCCACGUCGCUCACAUCGGUCAGCUCUUCUUCGAUCAGGAUCUCGUUUACAAGGUCGAGGCUACUUACCCUUACAACACGAACAAUGUCUCCAUCACCACCAACGCCGAUGACCAUGUCGUUCAGGAUGAGACUGAAGAUAGCGCCUCGGACCCCUUCUUCGAGUAUGCUUUCCUCGGAGAUGCCCUUGAGGAUGGUAUCUAUGCCUGGAUUACUUUGGGUGUGAAUGUCUCCGCCAGUUAUGAUACCAGCUAUGCUGCUACCCUGACUUCUUCUGGUGGUGUUUCCAACUCUAACAGCAGCCCUGGUGAUACUGUUAACUUCUGA
This is a messenger RNA of Aspergillus pseudotamarii, 1059 nucleotides long. Its product is annotated as intradiol ring-cleavage dioxygenase. Bases 1 to 1059 code for a protein of 352 amino acids. The transcript has a single exon. Gene Ontology annotation, molecular function: oxidoreductase activity, acting on single donors with incorporation of molecular oxygen, incorporation of two atoms of oxygen; ferric iron binding. NCBI's taxonomy places the organism in Eukaryota, Fungi, Ascomycota, Eurotiomycetes, Eurotiales, Aspergillaceae. The record is from RefSeq and is a predicted model, not a curated record.